Molecule: messenger RNA, 1597 nt
Organism: Aspergillus japonicus CBS 114.51
Lineage: Eukaryota; Fungi; Ascomycota; Eurotiomycetes; Eurotiales; Aspergillaceae
Product: DNA-directed RNA polymerase II core subunit RPB3
Exons: 3
Coding region: 101-1114 (337 amino acids)
Biological process (GO): DNA-templated transcription
Cellular component (GO): RNA polymerase II, core complex
Molecular function (GO): protein dimerization activity; DNA-directed RNA polymerase activity; DNA binding
Source: RefSeq, a predicted model, not a curated record
GCCAUCUCCAGUUCAACUUCCUCCCCACUGAACCAUAACUCUUCCGGUGUGUGUGGCCAUCACUCUGGGCCUCAUCGCCAGCAGACAUACAAUCAUCAUCAUGGACUACGAAAUGGACAUCGAGCCCACCGGGCCCCAAGUGACCGUCCGCGAGGCCGAGCCCUACCGCGUGGACUUCAAGCUCAGCUCCGUCGACCUAGCCUUCGCCAACUCGAUCCGCCGCACCAUGCUCGCCGAGAUCCCGACCAUGGCGAUCGACCUGGUGGAAGUCGAGAAGAACACCUCGGUGCUGCCGGACGAGUUUCUGGCCCACCGCCUGGGGCUGAUCCCGCUCAACUCCAAGAACUGCGACCAGGACGUCGAGUACACGCGCGACUGCGAAUGCGAUGACCGCUGCUCCCGCUGCAGCGUGACGCUGACCCUGCACGCGCGCUGCACGAGCGACGAGAUCAUGCGCGUUUACGCGCGGGACCUGGCCGUCAGCGGCGAGCGGGCCAACGAGUGGGUGGGCAACCCGGUGAUCACGGACCCCGAGGGCAAAGGGCCCCUGAUCUGUAAACUGCGGCGGGGCCAGGAGCUGAAGAUGACCUGCAUCGCGAAGAAGGGGAUCGCCAAGGAGCAUGCCAAGUGGGCGCCGACGGCCGCGGUGGGCUUCGAGUACGACCCGCACAACAACCUGCGCCAUGUGGAUUACUGGUAUGAGGAGGAUGCGGCGAAGGAGUGGCCUAUUUCGCAGAACUCGGCAUGGGAACACGCCAACCCUCCCGAUCAGCCUUUUGACUACGACGCGCAGCCGAACAACUUUUACAUCGACGUCGAGAGUAUCGGCAUGAUUGACCCGGAUAUGAUCAUUCAGCAGAGUAUCAUUGUGCUGCAGCGCAAGUUGGCCUCGGUCAUCUCGUCGCUGUCUGGCUCGGGUGAUGGCGGUGCGGAUCGUGGCGGCAUGAUGGGUGGUGAGGACGAUGAUAUGAUGCGCAGCCCGGAUGCCUACGAGCCGCCGGAGGGUAUUGAUGGCGGGUUCACGGCCUAUGCCAGUGGCGGUGCCAGUGCGUGGGGAGCCAGUGCUGCCACGCCGUACGGUGUCACGCCUUAUGGCGGUGGCUAUGGGUUUUAGGUGGAAUGGAGAUGAUGUGAGAUGUGAGGGCUGGAUUGCUCUGCUGUCCGUUGAGCCGACUUUCCCUGGGAAUAGCUGCGUCUACCCGGCAGGGUUGUCUUUGGUCACCGAGACUUCGACAGCCUGUUAGCCCAACCAAUUCAUCGUCAUCCCUACCUCCUCUCCGAAGGCGAAUCAAACCAACCACCAACAUCAUAUUCUCGCCAACCUUUUCUGAUACUAUUUCCAGCAUGCGGACGGAGUUUAUCACGGGUAUUUCUGCUCACCUCGGGGAAUUGAAAUUUUCUUUUGUCUUCUUCUUAUUUUCUCUUUCAUAUUCCAUGGUAACAAAAGAAGUUCUUCCAUGGUCAGGGCGUGCAACGGGGGUGUUUUGUUGCUUUGGUUUCUUCUCAUGUCUUGUCUCUGAUUUUUCUUAAACACAUAUUUACAUAAGAACACCACACCACAUCACAUACAAAUCCAAAUGAACAGAUAUCCAACCAA